Dendroctonus ponderosae (mountain pine beetle) is the source of this 420-nucleotide messenger RNA. RefSeq lists its product as uncharacterized. Bases 50 to 355 code for a protein of 101 amino acids. The record is from RefSeq and is a predicted model, not a curated record. Lineage: Eukaryota; Metazoa; Arthropoda; Insecta; Coleoptera; Curculionidae. The transcript is spliced from 2 exons.
GUUUAUCGGCAAUUUUAACGGCUGAAAAACUGUGCAAGCAUAAGAAAAAAUGUUGAAAACAACGCUCAGCUCUGUUUUAUGCCUUAUUGUUAUCGCUAAUCAUUUCUCUAAUGGAUUUCCAACUGGAAAUGACGAAUACCGGUUUAUAGAGCGAGAUUAUGCUAGUCCUGGCGCCCAUCAACUAGCCAGCUGGUUGGCCUACCAGCUGCGCCCCAAAGAGUUCAUUCCUCCAAUGGAAGUUCCAGUCAUUCCCUACCGCCUCCCUUUGCACAACGGCAAAAGAAACUCCGAAGUGACCAACGCCAUGAUCAAUUCGGAGGAGACUCAAAAAAUGUACCGAGAUGGACGAAAGUAGAACUGAUUAAUUAAACCAGGAACUAUUUGUUAGACUCGCUAUUUAAUAUAGUAUUAUUAACACAA